Loa loa (African eye worm) is the source of this 345-nucleotide messenger RNA. RefSeq lists its product as hypothetical. NCBI's taxonomy places the organism in Eukaryota, Metazoa, Nematoda, Chromadorea, Rhabditida, Onchocercidae. The coding region runs from base 1 to 345 and encodes 114 amino acids. The transcript is spliced from 2 exons. The record is from RefSeq and is a predicted model, not a curated record.
AUGUGUGAUGAUAUAGAAGUAAUCUUACCUCAUGGUGAAAAUGCACUGGUUCAGUGUUCAACCGGCCUUACCAUAACAGAGGAACACGGAAUCUCCGAUGUUUAUUUCUACGUUAUCACUUUCAACGAUAUCUUUCACUCUAUAGUGUUUCAAAAAGUCAACUAUCGUAAUGAUAGCAAAAACAGGAUAGGUCGGAAAAGAAGAAAAAUACAUGUCAGGCAGGAGCUGCUGUACUCAGUAUCCGAUUCUUUGUGCGGGUCUACUGGUAAUAACAACAUGACCAGCAAUUCACGGGAUGCGGGGAGAUCGACAAAGGAAUUCAACAGUUAUUCAACGUGGCGUUAG